Molecule: messenger RNA, 3020 nt
Organism: Chlamydomonas reinhardtii
Lineage: Eukaryota; Viridiplantae; Chlorophyta; Chlorophyceae; Chlamydomonadales; Chlamydomonadaceae
Exons: 9
Coding region: 213-1403 (396 amino acids)
Biological process (GO): positive regulation of mRNA splicing, via spliceosome
Cellular component (GO): U12-type spliceosomal complex; nucleolus
Molecular function (GO): RNA binding
Source: RefSeq, a predicted model, not a curated record
CACCCCAUAAUUCCCGCAAUUUGCCCAGUGCAGAUGGCCACGGUCCGCAUGGGGUUCGCCAUGGAACUUGGACAGCGUUUGCUAGACUCAGCGCUCCGGCCCUGUAUCAAAUAUUGGAGCGUUUCCGUGUACAGGAGCAAUUUCCAUGACUGCUCAAGACUAGACGAGCCAAGGCCUGCGGGCUGCCAGUUUAACACCGGAGUCUCUACACAAUGUCCGGCACCGGAACAGCAGGUGGCCGUAUUGCGCCAGGUGUAGGCGCGAACUUAAUUGGACAGCACGCACAGGACCGCAACCAGGAGGCGACGGUCUAUGUGGGCAACCUGGAUGUGCAGACGACGGAGGAGCUAGUAUGGGAGCUAUUUACGCAAGCCGGUCCCGUAGUGAAUGUCUACAUGCCCAAGGAUCGCGUGACCAACGCACACCAGGGCUAUGGAUUCGUGGAGUUCAAGGGCGAAGAGGAUGCUGACUACGCUAUCAAGGUGCUGAACAUGGUAAAGGUGUACGGCAAGGCCAUCCGUGUGAACAAGGCCAGUCAGGACAAGCGGCAGGCGGACGUGGGCGCGAACCUGUUUAUCGGCAACCUGGAUCCGGACGUGGACGAGAAGCUGCUGUACGACACGUUCAGCGCUUUCGGUGUGAUUGUGAACACGCCCAAGAUCAUGCGCGAUCCGGACACCGGCAACAGCCGCGGCUUCGGCUUCGUGAGCUACGACUGCUUCGAGGCGUCGGACGCCGCCAUUGAGGCCAUGAACGGGCAGUACCUGUGCAACAGGGCCAUCACCGUGUCGUACGCCUUCAAGAAGGACACCAAGGGUGAGCGCCACGGCACGCCCGCUGAGCGCCUGCUGGCAGCGCAGAUGCGUGAGAAGGCGGCGGCGCAGAGCCGGCCUAACAUGCUGUUCGCGGAGGGUCCCAAGCUCAAGGGGCAGCAGGUGGGCCAGGCGCCGCCCGCGCCUGUCAUGGCGCCGUCGGGCUUUGCUGCAGGUGGCCCCAUGCCGCCGCCGCCACCCGGGCCAUCGGGCAUGCCGCCGCCCUACGGCGGGCCACCGCCGCCCUACGGCGCACCUCAGCACUGGGGGGGGCCGCCGCCAGGCCACUUCCCGCCGCACAUGCCGCCUCCACCGGGCGGCUUCGGGGGUUACGGGCCCGGACCCGGCUACGGCAUGCCGCCGCCGCCCUUCGGCAUGCCGCCGCCACACUUCGGCAUGGGGCCCCCGCCUGGCAUGCCCCCGCCUCCAGGGUACGGCAUGGGGCCUCCUCCCGGCAUGCCGCCGCCGCCGGGGUACGGCAUGGGUCCGCCGCCGGGCAUGCCGCCGCCGCCGCCCAACAUGCCGCCUCCACCGGGGGCGCCGCCGCCACCACCCGGGAUGCCGCCGCCGCCGCCCCCGCCGCCGCGGUGAAGUGGCGCACAAGAAUAAUCAAAUUCUGGAUAAUCGGACGGGCUGCCCGUGGUGGUGUUUUGUUGGUGCGCGAGUGGGCGACGUGCAGUUUGCGACGUUGAGGAUGCGGUACACGUCUGAGAGGUUGCGCACUGUGACGGUGCGUUUUGUACCGGUACAUUGGUGCGUUGGCAGGGCACAGCGUGUUGCCCAGCAGGAAUGGACUCGCAGAGCGGGGUCGCAACAAUUAGCGGCGCUAAAUGCGGGCCGGGUGGUGAGGUAGAGAUGCGCGGGCUCGUGGGGGGUGGGCUCGUGGGCAGCCUGCGGACAAGAGCGCGCAGAUUUGGGGGGCAGGUGGGGCAGACGGCCGCGUUAGCUCGCAAUGGGAUGGAACCCUGUGUAUCCACAAGAGUGCACUGCGAGCAAUUAUCUUUGAACUAGCUGCAUUCCCGAGACGAAUAGAACCGGCAGCUUUACACGCCUGCACAGUUUGAGCAAGUCUAAUACAAAGCCUAAUUUGAAGCAACCUCAAAAGUACCUUUCUAUUUGAAAUAGGGUCAAAUGUUCGGUGGCAAGGAUAAAGGCGCCAAGAAGCCCGAGGAGACUCCCAAGCCGGCCGAGCCGGCAGCGCCGGUACCGCAUGUUAGCUCGGCGCCCGACCCUUACGCCACGGACCCUGUGCUGAGCCAGAUGCCGCGGCCAUCAUCAGUGUUCGAGUUCGGGCCGAUGGUGCAAGUGGGAUCGGACUACAUGCGCGGCGUAUGCACUGGAGACAACCCAGACGCUAUUCAAGCAUGCACCUGGACCAUUGAGGAGGCUCAGGGGAAACCCAAGGAGAAGAAGCACGUCUUCAGGGUCGAAUUCUGAGGCGCAUUGGGGCGUGCUGGCACGGGAGUUUACUGGAUUAGGUCUGGGUCUGAUUGACACCGACACUCAGAGUGAUGGGGACGGAGAGGGGGCGUAGAAAGGCAGGAGGGAAGGGAUGAGGGCAAGGUGCUGCCGGUGUGUAUGGCACGUGCACAGCGGCCAGCUGCAGCCAGGGCAGCCUGUCGCACUAGCGCGACAGAUACUCAACGUCGCCGAAUGCGUGGCUGCACUGCUCAGUUCCUAGAAGAGUUGGCGAGGAUUGUGUAUACUGGGACAUGGACGAACGGCGCCGCGGCCAGGGGGCGAUGCUGUGUGGCGUAGCCAGCGCACGCAACGGCAUGCCAGGGUACAGCCGCAUCAGCCAUCUGGACUUUCCAGGGCACUGUGUGUUGCUGGGCAGGUGAUGUGUAGAGUUGCGCCGUGCCUGCAUGACUUCAGAUGCUGGGUAGCUCUGAGGAUGGGUUACUGAGUGGCCCGCGCAUACCGUAUGGUAGUCCCGCACAUCAGCGACGCGUGCGGUGAGGCUCCAGGGGAGGGCCGUGCCAGGGCUGUGACGGCAAGAGUCGACGGCCUCUGCAUUACUGAUGCUGCUGCCGUAUGCAGUUAGAAGUUGCCUUGUGGAGCUGCGCGGAGGGGUACUGAGGAUGACGUGCGCGGCGAGCCGCCAUCGGACCGUAGCGGGAUGCAUGCAAGGGACUCGAGAUCGGACAUGAGGAAUUGGCUUGCUUUACUUUUGCCUGCUGGACUGCGGCGUUGUAAACUGUCAAGACG